AUGGCUCCGACCAACUUAAGCCCAGCUAGAGUUGCUGCUACGGACCCUCAUGGCGCCACUGAGAAAACACCCUUGCAAGUUUGUGCCAAAAGUGUUUCACGAGGUAUGUCCUCGCCUGAUGUUGUAUUUCUAGUUCAGGAUUUUGACAAUGCCUGUGAUUGGCUUGAAAAAUGUACUUUGAUAGGAUAUUUUGUGGGUAGGAUCCCUCCUGAAAGCAUGCUUCAUGAUUGGGUUGCCAAAGCCUGGUCUCCUCAUGGAGUUAGGCUUAAUGGUGUCCAAAGUCUCACAAAAGGAUUUUUUUUGUUUCACUUUUCAAACCCUUCCCAUGUAGAGGCUAUUCUCUCCCAUGGUCCAUGGACUGUUAGGUCAUCCCUUUUGGUUUUCCAGCAUUGGUCUCACAAUUUUUCUGUCUCAGAUGACAAAAAAUUGCGAGCUCCAGUCUGGGUUGAGUUCCCUAGUCUUCCUUUGCCUUGUUGGCCUUUCAUGCAAACCAUUGCUCAGUCUGUUGGCAAAGUUGUUUGCCUCGAGCCAAACCAUUUUUUUAAUGCUUGCCCUCAAAAGAGGGUAUGUGUAGAGGUCGAUCUUUCUCGUGACCUGAAAGAGAUUGUUGAUAUUCAAGUGGGCGACAACACCUUCACCCAGAAGGUGCUUUAUUUGAACCUUCCCAACACUUGUUAUCGCUACCAGUCAACGAAUCACAAGAUCAGGGAUUGUCCCUUGGCAACACCGAAAUUGAAACCCCUUGUUAAGGAGUCUAGCUCUCGUCCAGUGGAUGGAGCCAAGAAGGAUGAAUGGACAACUGUGGUUCGCAAAGGAAAAACCCUAGCGGUUUCGGCCCAAAAGACUCCCGUCGGUUCCAAUUCUCAACCGAUGACAGAUCCUCCUGUGUAG
Cryptomeria japonica (Japanese cedar) is the source of this 891-nucleotide messenger RNA. RefSeq lists its product as uncharacterized. The record is from RefSeq and is a predicted model, not a curated record. The transcript has a single exon. The coding region runs from base 1 to 891 and encodes 296 amino acids. Lineage: Eukaryota; Viridiplantae; Streptophyta; Pinopsida; Cupressales; Cupressaceae.